GUGAAACACUGAACGCAACGACACUUGACUUCUCUCUCAUUAUUUAAUUCAUUUGAAUUGAUAUUAUAAUUAAUUAAUUAAUUAAUUGAUUGACUUUUCAUUGAUUUAAGUUUCGUUUGAUUAUUAAAUCGUUUGUAUCAUUUGAAUCCGAGACUCGAGUGAAGUAUACAUAGAGUGAUAAAAAGAGUGAACAAUACUAUGAGUUAUAGUCACAAUGGACAACAGCAAGGUCUCGAACAGCAGUUUGCUGGUCUGGACCUAAACAGUGGAGUGGGCGCUUCAGGCAAAUACAUUCCUCCGCAUCUGCGGAACAGUCGUCCAAACGCUUACCAAAACCCAAACCCGGGUCCCGGUCCUCAACCACGCGAAGAGUACAGGACUGACAACAACCCCAUCCACUCGAGUGAACAAGGUCUCGAACAGCAGUUUGCUGGUCUGGACCUAAACAGUGGAUUGGGCUCUUCAGGCAAAUACAUUCCUCCGCAUCUGCGGAACAGUCGUCCAAACGCUUACCAAAACCCAAACCCGGGUCCCGGUCCUCAACCACGCGAAGAGUACAGGACUGACAACAACCCCAUCCGUCAGUCCCAACAGGAGUUCCACUCGCGACCCAACUAUCGCGGGAGAAACAGCGGGAAUCGCGGUUCGCGUCAAAACUCGGCUCCAAAUACUGGUUAUGUUAACCAAAACAAUGCUUACGAGAGACCCAACAAUCAGUUCGGAGGCUUCAAUAACGAGCGGCCGAAUAAUUUUCAGCAAAGACAGAGAAAGAUAAGCAAUGAGACGCCUCCUCGAGUGGCGUCCGAUCCCUUUGGCCGCUCAAACACGGACAGCAAUUGGAGAGAUCCAGAUGCGCCCAAACUUGAGCGCGAUGUCUAUGAAGGCACGCGACCAACUCGUACUCGAUAUGAUGACCACCGCUCCCAUUACGACGACUGGAGUACUCCUUUGGAGCGCAAUGAGGCUCAGGAGAGAUAUCUGUUCUCUUCAGGACACACGGGAAUCAAUUUCGACAAAUACGAAGACAUUCCCGUUGAGGCGACCGGACAUAACUGUCCCAAUCAUAUCGAGUCAUUUGAUGACAAAGAGAUGAAUCUGACGUCUAUUAUAGAGAUGAACGUAAAACUGGCACAAUAUUCAAGACCAACACCGGUCCAGAAGUACGCCAUUCCUAUCAUAUUAUCGAAACGCGAUUUGAUGGCAUGCGCGCAGACCGGGUCGGGUAAGACUGCGGCCUUUCUGUUGCCGAUUCUGAACCAAAUCUUUGAGAACGGAAGACCUAAGAGUUUCCCACCCGUACGUCCCGGAGCCAAAGUAAAACAGUAUCCGUUGGCAUUGAUUCUGUCGCCCACUCGGGAACUGGCGCUUCAGAUCUAUGACGAGGCCUGUAAGUUCGCCUACCGUUCACGUGUCAGGCCGUGCGUUGUUUAUGGCGGCGCCGAUCCCGUCCAGCAGAUGAAAGACUUGGACAGAGGCUGUCAGCUAUUGGUGGCCACUCCUGGGCGUUUGGUGGAUAUGACUGAAAGAGGAAAGAUAAGCCUAGAAAUGGUGCGCUAUUUGGUGUUAGACGAGGCCGACCGCAUGCUUGACAUGGGUUUUGAGCCACAGAUUCGAAGAAUAGUAUUAGAAGACAAUAUGCCUCCGACUGGUGUUCGUCAGACACUCAUGUUUUCGGCCACUUUUCCAAAGAAAGUUCAAGAGUUGGCCCGAAAUUUCCUCGACAAUUACAUCUUCUUAGCCGUGGGACGAGUGGGCAGUACUUCAGAAAACAUCACUCAGAAGAUUGUUUGGGUCGAAGAGGGCGACAAAAAGUCGUUUUUAUUGGACUUAUUGAAUGCCGCGGGUCUUAAGAACCAUAACCCACCGCUCGAUUCACUGACUCUGGUGUUUGUGGAGACCAAGAAAGGGGCCGAUUCUUUGGAGACAUUCCUGGAGAGAGACGGCUAUCCGGUGACCAGUAUUCACGGCGAUCGCUCCCAACGCGAGAGAGAGGAGGCGCUGAACUCGUUCCGUACGGGUCGGACCCCUAUUCUGGUGGCGACAGCAGUGGCGGCUCGCGGUCUCGACAUCCCUAAUGUGAAACACGUUAUAAACUUUGAUCUUCCGACCGAUAUUGAAGAGUAUGUGCAUCGCAUUGGAAGGACUGGAAGAGUAGGCAAUUUAGGGUUAGCCACGUCUUUCUUCAACGAGAAGAACAAGAACAUGGCUGUCGACCUGUGCGAACUCGUCAGCGAGACUAAGCAGGAGGUACCCAAUUGGCUGCAGGCCGUCAGCAAAGAAGUGCAGAGCGAACUGCGCUCUAGCAGUCAACGCAAGUACGGCAACAGUUACAAGAAGUUUGGCGCCGGAGGGUUUGGAUCACGAGAUUAUCGCCAAUUUGAUAGGGGAGGCAAUCAGCGAAACGCCGGCAAUGGACGGCCAAACAAUGGUCCCAACUAUGGAAGUGGCGGUCAAAACGACUCGCGUUUCCAGAGCUAUGGCAACACAGGUAUGCCUAACUAUAUGGUUCCCGUUCGCAACGGCUCUUACGGCGGAAACUACAGUUCGGGCGCUUCAGGUCCCGACUGGUGGGGCAACUGAUGGAAAGCCUAUAAUAUUUAUUUGGGAAACAGUCAUAUGUUUUGUUUGUAAUUCUUAUAACUACCGUAGAGUGGAGUUGAGGUCACAUCCAGUGCUAUGAAAGUAUCGAUUCAUUCCAUAAUUGAAUCUCAAUUUGAAUUAAAAUUUUAUUUUCAAUUCUAUGAAUAAGCAAAA
Molecule: messenger RNA, 2754 nt
Organism: Oppiella nova
Lineage: Eukaryota; Metazoa; Arthropoda; Arachnida; Sarcoptiformes; Oppiidae
Source: the annotation of a GenBank genome assembly